This is a messenger RNA of Penicillium odoratum, 2190 nucleotides long. RefSeq names its product transcription factor domain-containing protein. Gene Ontology annotation, biological process: DNA-templated transcription. The transcript is spliced from 4 exons. The record is from RefSeq and is a predicted model, not a curated record. Gene Ontology annotation, molecular function: zinc ion binding; DNA binding. Lineage: Eukaryota; Fungi; Ascomycota; Eurotiomycetes; Eurotiales; Aspergillaceae. Bases 1 to 2190 code for a protein of 729 amino acids.
AUGAACUGUACAGAUGCACGGGUUGAAUGCUGUCGCGUCCGUCAGGCGAGGGUUCAUCGGCCUAGAGUCUCUCGGUAUGUAUCCCUGACAAGUUACCAUCUACAGAUGUACCUGACUAUCAACAGUCUCGAGGCGUUGUCCGACCGACUAGCAAAGCUUGAGAAGUCAAAUGAGGGCACUUCGGUUUUCUCAUCGCCUUCCCCGGCUAUCGGAAGCAACGAGACAAAUCAAACUGUGUCGUUAUCUCCACGAACAAAGCCAAUAGAUGCCACUAAACUAUCUUCAAAAAGAAAAGUCCAUUCUGAUCAUGUCACAAAUGAAAUCAGUCCCUCUCGUCCACACGAGACAAAGCGGAAGAUAUUACAGAACAUCGUAACGAAUAUCCACGGCGAGCGACAUUUACCAGGAUCCGCACGACACGCCAGUGAGGCUAGAGAAUAUAUCGAACAUGAACUCCAAUGCAACCCAGCUCUCUCAAAGGACAGGCGAAUGGCACUUGAAAUGGCCCAGAAGUUUGUCAGUCAACUCUCAAAUCCGGGAAUUCAUCGAUAUGAGACCGCUGCUGCCGAGGAGUUAGAGAUUUUGGAUAUAGCGCCUCCUAAUUUUACGCCAGAGUUGCUGUACAUGAUGCUACCAGGUUCCGACAAAAAGACCAGUUCUCAAGGAACCAUUGUGUGGCCAGAUCACAUAUCAGAAAAGACCCUCGAGCGAAUGGGCCUUGCCAUUAUCGAGCGUAGUGAGAGUGAGCAGGUACUGCAACUCUACCGAAUCUCAGUAUGGGUGAAGGCCAUUUCGUUUAUCUCAAAAUUGGCGCCUUUCAUAUCAAGUCAACCAUUAAAAGUACAUUUCAGGACGCUGAAGAAGCAGUAUGAAAUUGCCGCUAUCGAAGAACUUAAUUCAGUCCCUUUGACAGCUUCUCCAAGUCUGACCUUGCUACAAGCAUUAUUGUCUGGUAAACGAUUGAUGCAAUAUUUGGGAAACAUGUCCCGUUGUUGGAUGUUCACAGCCCACGCCUCGAGAGUUAUUGUCGCCUUGAACUACCACAACAUUAACAAUCCCAUACCUCAAAAUGAAGUCGAAGAAGAUAUCCAUGCCUGUGUUUACACAUGCUACUAUUUUGACAAAACUCUCGGCUUGCUUCUUCUUCGACCACCGUCUUUACCAGAGCUGAAAGUCGAGCCAGCGCAGCUGAUUCACUUGGAUCCAGAGAUACCCACAACAGCAAUGAUAGGAGGAAUUGUCGAGUUAGCACGUCUCAAGAACACCCUCUUACAGGUUCUCUUGGAUACGAAAGAAACAAGCGACAAGGAUAAGGCAAGUCUUUUGUCUGAUCUUGUGGUUCGAGCACAGAAAAUUCAUUUCAACCUACAGUUACACCGAAGUCGGCAGGAGAUAGAAUUCUCGGCUUCAUGGCCAAUUCUGCGUCGCGAAUGGCUCUCGAUGGAUUUCAACUACUACUCCAUUCUAACCACGAUAAUUCGGGCACGGUCUUCGGUCCUGAAAUCUCGCUUGGUCUGUGAGGACUGUCUUUACGCAGCUCGAGAGGCACUUAUCACUCUUCGAGCCUUGCAAGAGGCGUUUUCCACUGAUGAGAUAUCGGUAAAUUCCUACCCAUACUUCCUAACCUGGUAUGUUCUUUUUGAUUUUCUUCCUUCGUUCAAGAUCGAGACACUAAACGAAUUCAACUUCAGGACCAUGCUCCUCUUCCCACUUUCUCCAUUCUUUGUUCUAUUCUGCAACGUUGUCGCGACAUCUGACCACCGCGAUUUUGAAAUGAUCAAGGAGAUCACUGGUAACCUGCGCCAGUUUGCCAAAGCAAAUGCCUCCAUUGGCAAGCUUUAUGGUCUUUUUUCUAAAUUUUUAGAUCUUUGCACGCCACUGAUCAAGGAAAGGGAUAUAUGGUCUUCUUCUGAAGAAACCGAGCCUAGUUUUCCAGGUGGUGUCACUGGUGGGAGAGAGCCUGCGCAGCUCAGUCCCUACACUGAGAUGUUUAGCCGGGCUUCUGAUCACGCUCUAAAUACAUUGCCGAAUCCGGGUCCCAGUAGGGCAGUCUCUGACGUCCCCCAAUCAGUGCCUUCCGUGGAAGGGUGGGGUGACAAUCUUAUGUGGGAGUUGUUCGAUAACCAACCAUCACUCGGGUGGGCAGAGUCGGAGUUGUGGGAUACGAUAACACAAUUGAAUACUACGUGA